AUGGACAGUAAACUAUUGGGUCUACGACGCCGAAACAGGAGGAGGGACAUGUUCACAAGAGUCUCUGAAGCGCCCAAGUAUGUCGAGCACGUCAGGGUAUCCCCGCAAUGCGGUCUCUGUCUACAGAGACUACUCGACAAGGAACCAACAGUAAUACUCUAUGGAGAAGAUGAUACAUACAAGGGCCACCUCCGGCCAUUUCUAUUCCCCUUCAUGUGGUCUGCCCACCGCCAGUCGGAAGACUACUUGAUCUGUCGAACAAAUGACUGCUCUUGCACGCCCGCAUCCGAAUACACGGCGUUACACCGCGAAUGCUACAAGAUGUUCCUCAGGUUCUGCGAGCUCAGGGCAAUACGCAAGAAGCGUGCCCAGCAAGCCCUGUGGAUAUGCGCAGCAUGGAAGAGUCCGUGGCCCGGAACCCUUCCGAUGCAGGCAUCGCACGCCCCAGCAGAUACGCAAAGCCUGCAGCUGGCCGGUCGACUGAUUGGGAUCCCUUUCCUGCAUCGACUGCCUCAAGAGCUGCUGCUUGCCGUUUGGGCGGGCUCCAAAAACUCCUUAUUCUGGAGAUGCGUGGCUGCAAUCCGGCUGGUGGCCCAGCUUGAGGCCAGUUCUCCAGAGUUGCAAGUCGUGCCGUUGGAUCAGGUGCUCUCCUGGAACCGUGGCGGCGAGUUGGAGUCUGCUCCAGUGUCUGCAGCCUACCCAAUCACCAGACUCACAGUUGAUCAAGAAGGCAUCGUCAAGGUGGAACGGCUCCGCUGCAUGCCUCGUUAUACAGCAGAGUAUCAUAGCCACUCCACCUUUAUCGUCGAGGACGGCUCAUCACUGUGUGGCAUUGAAGCACAGCUGCAGGUUCUCCAGAACGGACGGCUGCGUCUCCGGCUCACGCCGUUCCAGCUCACACGCCCUUACAUAUGGAACACUCCAGCUCCGCCUCAGCUGUCGCUCUGCAGGGCCCUUGUCCCCGGCCCGUUCGACUCGCGGCGCUUUCAAGUCGUGGACACGCAGAAGAUUCAAGGCAUCACCUUCUUCUUCCUCAGGCACAGCAUGUACUAUAUCCACAUCCACCACUCGGCCAAGUGCAGUGCGUUUUCCGUGUACGAGCGGUUUUCUCACUCGAUGCGUGAGGAGGCCGUGUGGAUUUACCUUCCCCUUCCGAGCACAGACAGGAUGCUCGUGUUGGGGACUCGCUUCCUCCGCGAGGGCGUGUUCAACCUCCUCGUCCGGAUGGAGAAGGCCGGGGACGUCUUCAUCGGACAGAAUCGCUUCUUCAGAGAAGGCGGCAUCGUGGGCAAGACCGACGCCGACAGGAACAACCUCCCGCAUCUGUACUCGGAUCAAUGCCUGAGCGCAAACGGCAGCCCGGUGACUCUUGUGUAUGGCGAACCGAAGGAAGGAUUCACAAUCCCCCUGAUUGGCAGCUACUGCGCAUCUCCGACGCAGCAACCCCCCAAGCCGUUUGGUCUCGAGAAGCCAACCGCGCCCCUUGGCGGCCAUGGAUACUAUUCCCGAGCGCCGUUGAGCCACGUCGCGAGGGCCACGACCUUCCUCGACCCGGAGCAUGGCGUCUGCCGGGGCAUCCUCCUGCACUAUGAGAACGGCGGAUGCAGAGCCGUCGGACAAUGCCGCGUCAACGUGGAUCCCACGAAGACGUUCGACGCCCCGACCUGGAUCUAUAUGCGGAACGAAUCCGCUUGUAGCUUUCACUCGUCAGCCACCAGAGUCAGGAUCAAGUUUCGGCGGAAUGCUCCGCAGGACGAGCCUGGCAAUGGCUGGCAGCGCCAUCCGAUGAGAGGCUUCAUCGAGUACUAUGUUCACGAGCGAGGUGUGAUGGUUCUGCUUACCUCCAGGUUCCACGGGGAUCUUGUUCGCCCCAUGGAAGUGGUCAUGGACAUGGGCUCCGAGGGCUUGAAGCAAGUCACUGUUUGA
Trichoderma reesei QM6a is the source of this 1926-nucleotide messenger RNA. RefSeq lists its product as uncharacterized. The record is from RefSeq and is a predicted model, not a curated record. Lineage: Eukaryota; Fungi; Ascomycota; Sordariomycetes; Hypocreales; Hypocreaceae. The transcript has 3 exons. Bases 1 to 1926 code for a protein of 641 amino acids.